CGCGCUCUGGUUUGUUGCUCUGCUUCCCCACCCUCUUCCCUUCUCUCUCCCUUUCUCUCUUUCUCUCCCUCCCUCUCUCUUACAUUAGAGCUUUCCAUCUUUCGCUUGCAUCGCACUCGCUUUGACAGUGUUAAAUGAAGGCGCUCAUGAUGGCAGUUUUGGCGCACCUGUACCCAGCUGUGUUUUUGGCUUGCGCGUGGAUGUCACUGUUCGGACCGAUUUCAUGUCACACCGGCGUUAUAAACCAGAGAAACGUACGGGACCGAGAGCUUGACAGCCGCGGUGGGCAUGUCACUGGCAGAGAUGAAGCGCUUAUCUCAGCGCACAGCCGCGGAGAUUACAGCGGGGACCCCGGCGGACCCCGAGUCCGGAGGGCAUCGACUCCGGAGAAAGUCUCUCUACUCAGCAGCUCUUUCGUCCUUAAAGGGGAUGCCACCCACAACCAGGCAAUGGUCCACUGGACGGGGGAAAAUAGCAGCGUCAUCCUCAUUCUCACUAAAUAUUACCAUGCAGACUCCAACAAAGUUCUUGAGAGUUCCCUUUGGAGAUCCAGUGAUUAUGGGUCAACCUACUCCAAGCUCAACCUGAUGCCUGGGACAACCAUCAUAGUCACAAACUUCUACAUCUGUCCCACCAAUAAGAAAAAGGUGAUCUUGGUGAGCUCCAGCAUCAAUGAACGUGACCAGAUGCUCUUCAUCAGCACAGAUGAGGGUUCAUCCUUCCAACGGCAGCCAGUCUCCUUCACUGUGGAUACACUCCUCUUCCAUCCAUCUGAGGAAGACAAACUUCUGGCUUACAGCAAGGAGGCAAGGUCACUGUAUAUCUCCACUGAUCUGGGUCACAAAUGGACUCUGCUACAGGAGCGUGUUACUAAAGACAGAGUUUUCUGGGCCGUGACGGGGGUGGAUGUGGAUCCUGAUUUGGUUCAUAUGGAGAUUCAAGACAUCGGUGGUGGAUAUCUUUACGUGACAUGUCUCAUACAAAAUUGCUCUGAUAAAAUGGUGACAGCACAGUUCUUGGGGAAGAUUGACCACAAUUCCCUCUCAGUGCAAGAUGAAUACAUAUUUGUGAAGGUAACUACAGGAAAUCGAACCAAGUAUUACGUCUCAUAUCGAAGGAAUGAAUUUGUUCAGAUGAGAUUCCCUAAAUAUGCCCUUCCAAAGGAUGUGCAAAUUGUGAGUACAGACGAGAAGCAGGUAUUCCUGGCUCUGCAGGAGUGGUAUCAAACAGAUACAUACAACCUCUACCAGUCAGAUCCACAAGGAGUCUUUUACUCCAUUGUGUUGGAGAACGUCCGCAGCACCAAGCAGCCUGAAGAGAAUGUCCUCAUCGACAUCCUAGAGGUUCGUGGCAUCAAGGGCGUAUUCUUAGCCAAUCAAAAAAUAGAUGGAAAAGUGAUGACUCUCAUUACCUACAACAAAGGCAGAGACUGGGAACCACUGGCUCCUCCCCCAACUGAUAUGAAUGGCAAACCUGUCAGCUGCAAGCAGCCUGACUGUCACCUCCAUCUCCACCUGCGAUGGGCUGACAACCCGUACGUAUCUGGAACGGUCCACACUAAAGAUUCUGCCCCAGGCCUCAUUAUGGGUGCAGGUAACCUUGGGUCUCAGCUGGUUGAAUAUAAAGAGGAGAUGUACAUCACCUCAGACUGUGGCAAGACCUGGAAACAGGUUUUUGAAGAAGAGCAUCACAUUCUUUAUCUGGAUCAUGGCGGUGUCAUUGUGGCCAUUAAGGACACUUCAAUCCCUUUAAAAAUACUCAAGUUCAGCAUAGAUGAAGGACAAACAUGGAGCAUCCACAACUUCACCAGCACUUCUGUAUUUGUGGAUGGACUUUUGAGUGAACCUGGAGAUGAGACACUGGUUAUGACGGUAUUUGGCCACAUAAGUUACCGUUCGGAUUGGGAGCUGGUGAAGGUGGAUUUCCGACAGUCGUUUCCCAGGCAAUGCACAGAAGCUGAUUAUGACUCCUGGAAACUCACUGACCUACAGGGAGAGAAAUGCAUCAUGGGCCAGGAGCGAAUGUACAGGAGGAGGAAAGAGUCAUCGUUCUGCAUUAAAGGGAAGAGCUAUACAUCAGUUUUAACAGCUAAACCUUGCCAGUGCACAGAGAAAGACUUUGCCUGCGAUUACGGCUUUGAGCGUGCUCCCAGCCUCCGGUUAGAUGGGGAUCGCUGUUAUCCUGACUUCUGGCAUGAUCCUGACGCUCCACCUGAAAACUGCCACUUAGGACACAGCUACAAGUCCAGCACAGGUUACCGGAAGGUCAUCGCUAAUGUUUGUGAGGGUGGCUUGAAUAAAGAACAGAGCUCGAAGCAGCAUUCCUGCCCUCUGCUGCCCCCUAGAGGUCUGCAGCUGGGCAUCAAAGGACAGAUGCUGGCUGUGGCACCCGGUGAUGACAUCACUUUUAUAGUCCAUCAGGAACAGGGUGACACCACCAGCACCAGAUAUCAGGUCGAUUUAAUGGACGGUGUCAGGGCUAUAUAUGAAAACCUGACAGUCACAGAUGAACCCAUUCAACACCGUUAUGAGAAGCCAGGUGUUUAUCGUGUCAGUGUGAAGGCUGAAAACUCUGCUGGACAUGACCAAGCUACACUUUACAUCCAGGUCACAGCUCCUCUUCAAGAUGUCCAUCUGGAGGUGGUCCCAAUUGCUGGCAGAAAUCAAGAAGUAAAUCUCACAGCUAUAGUGCUGCCCACUGAGGCAAACCUUACUGUGUUUUACUGGUGGAUUGGAGAUAACCUUCAGCCGAAGCUGACCCUGGAGAACAGUCUGAUUACAAGGUUCUCUGAGGAGGGGGAAGUUCCUGUGACUGUUCAGGCUUCUAAUGGUCGAUCCAUGGUACAGGACAGCAAGACUGUCAUUGUCUACGAUCAUUUCCAGGUCAUCCCAUUGAGUUUCAGUCGUAAUUUGGAUCGCUUUAACCCAAACAUCCCUGAAUGGAGACAAGAUGUGGGACAAGUCGUAACCAAGAUUCUUGCAAAGCUCACAGGCGUUCCUCAGGACUCUUUGGUUACCAUGGUAAAGCCUGGCCUUCCCACCACUGCAGACCUCUAUGUUCUUCCUCAAGAGAGCACACCAGUGAAGAGGAGUGUGUUUGUGGAUAAGCGUGUUCCCACCAUAAAGCAGGUUCUGGGUGAGAACAACGUGAGCUUCAUUGUGAGAGGAGGGUUAAGAGUAUUGGUGACUCUGGCAGACUCGGAUAGAGGUUCUCGUCUGGCUGCAGCAGGUCCAGGUGUUUGGGCUCUAGCUGUCUUUCUCAUCAUCAGUCUGAUCUCUGCUGCAGCAUUCAUACUCUUCAAGUUUAAAAGAAAACUGCCAGGACGAAACGUCUACGCCCAGAUGCACAAUGAGAAGGAGCAGGAAAUGACCAGCCCUGUCAAUCACAGUGAGGACACGCAGAAUAUCAUUCAAGGCGAGGAGUUCAUUGAUGACGACCUUGACUCGCAGACACUAGGCAACCACUCAGGAGUGGUGUUGAGCAUAAAUUCAAGGGAGCUGCACAGUUACUUGACCAGCUGAUGACCAAUGUGAAGGUGCCAGUGAUGAGCACAAUAGACUAUGCCUUCCUCCUCUCUCCAGAUCUGACCCUUCAGACACCCUUACAGGAGAGAGAUCAGAGACACACCUGCACCGAACCUUCUCCUCCUCUCUCUAUCUUCUCUCUGUCUUUUCCAGCCUCUUUUCCCGCAUCUUUUCCCUCAUUCCGCGAGGUGGAUUUUGUACCCAUCUGCUGCGCCCCGACUUCACUGAUCACAUACGCACACUUACAUUUGUUGGUCUUUGCACCCUGCAGUCUGUCUCAUCUCUGUCCACCUUCUCUCUCAUCUCUUCUCAUUAUUGCUCUUAUCACAGGAGCAUGGAAUCAGCCCCACUUACUAAUUCCCAGGGAGAAACUCAUUGACAAACGCUUUAUUUUCCAUCUUUUGUUAGUUUUGUCUUUCUGUCUGAAUAGUGUUUUUGACUCUCUUGUGGUCACUGUAAACUCAGAUUAGACAGAUAGGUGAGUGAAGCUGUGCAGAUGUGGUGCAGUGCAGGAAACGAUACACAUUUCAUUCAGGGGAAGCAAUGCUUGUUAGAUAUAGCCAAAGGGAAAACACUUAAGAUAUCCUGUCACCCUCUUUUCUUUGUAUUGUAAAAAAAAAAAAUUGAGUUUAAUUUUCAUAUGCAAUAACACAUCUCUUUCUUUAAUCAACAAAAUCUAUUCUUUUGCCCUGUUUCAUGAUUAUGCUAUGCAGUAAAGUCAAGUCAUUUUUGUCUGUCUCAUCUGAUGCUGCAACACAUCAGUGAUAUUUCUCUUUUCCCAUUCCACAUCAUUAAUAUCUAUAGUGCAAAUUAGUUAAGGGAAAGAAAACUUAUUACCAUUUAUUAUUACACUGACACAAGAAAUGCUUUUAUCGCAAGCAAAUUGUGUCAAAAAGGCAGGAGCAAAAAAAUGAUGCACCUUUCCAGUUACUGCCAAAUCAGCACAGCUGGAUCUUUCUUGGUGUUCUUAGAAAACCUGCACCAAUUAUCAGGGCCAUCGCUUAAAUUUAUAAGGCCCCAGACAUUUUUUUGUGGGUGUCCUUAUAAUAGGGUCUGGUACAUUGGCUCUUUUCCCCUUGAGCCUUAUUCCUGUCUGUUUUGCCAAAUUCUCAUCUGUGAGAUUAUAGUCCACUGCAUAAUGAAACAGUAUCCCCUAACAAAUCAAAUCCCAUCGUUCAUCGUGUCAAAAUCUUUUGUGAAAGCUAGCUAAAUUCAUAUGCUCAUUUAUUUAUUGGACUUUAGAAUUCCUCACAAGCAUCAGCCAUCAGCUCUUGACAGGGAGUCAACACAGGAUGGUACACAGCGUAGCAUGUGCUGCCUGUCAGGUGUAGUGUGUGUAUAAGCCUAUAUUAGGCGUAGAAGGACGAGGUUAUGUUCCCUUUCGUUUGGCUUGUAUAUAUAACAACGUGUACAUAACCCUCUGUAUAUAGACCCUCCGAAAUAUGACACUUUCAAUAGACCAAAAUGUGCACUGUUUUCUCCCAAAUGCCUCGCACUGGGUUUUCUUGAAUUCAGGAGUUCUACGUGGACAUGAUUUGAUCACUUCUACAUCUUUGUCUUUAUUCAGCAUUGUUUACUGAAGGAUAUUCUUAAUAUUUCACACUAUCUAUAACAUUUACACUCACAUGACUUAAAGAGCUGUGUGAGAAGUGGUGCACUGUGUCUUUGUGUGCAUUCUGAUUUCUUUUUUUUGUUUAGACAUUUUAAGGGUUUAGCUGUUUGAAUCAAGGUGUCUGUCUCAAUGCACACGUCUCGCUGUUGGAAUCACUAGUGUUUUCUGGAUGUGAAUGGAUGAGGGUCUCUCACUUGCACUAAUCACAGUUCUUGUACAGUGUUGUUCAGGUGGGUUCAGGGAACACUUCAUUUUCAAGUGAGAAAGACACUGUGUAUGUUACAUCAUACUACAUGAGAAAGGAUCAGUCCGGGAUAUAGGGUGACCAUAUGUCCUCUUUUUUUCUCACAUGUCUGGUACUUCUUAAUUGUCUUUAAGGGAUAGUUCACCCAAUAAUAAAAAUUACCACAUAAUUUACUCAAGCUAUCUUAGGUGUUUAUGACUUCAGAGUUACAUUAAAAAGUGUCCUUGCUCUUCGAGGAUUUGUAAAUAAAAAUGUCAGAGGAUUUCAUUAUAAGCCAGGAGGAGAAUGGUUUACUGUAAACAAAAGUUGUUUUUUGUGAGACUAGUAUAUUCUCACCAGAGCUUACGCUACACAUACGUCAUCCGCUGGAACGCCACUCUCUCGUUAACGUGUGUACGACUGUUUACAGAAGCUACAGUUUACAACUUGUAAAGUUUUAAAUAUGGACAUUUUUCUUACACAAACGCAUUGCUUCGCUUCAAAAGGCCUUUAUUAACCCCCCAGAGCCGUGUGGAGUCCUUUUUGUGAUGGAUGGAUGAACUUUAUUGGACUUUAAAAUCUCAACGCCCAUUCACUGCCAUUAUAAAGCUUGGAAGAGUCAGGAAAGUCAUUUUUUUUUUAUAUAACUUAAAAAAAGAAGAAAGUCAUAUACAUCUAUGAUAGCUUGAGGGUGAGCAAAUCAUGGGAUAAUUUUCUUAUGUGUGUGAUCUAUCUCUUUAAAUGUCUGGGUUCUGGCUUUUUUCAUUCUUUCAAGAGGUAAAGACUGAAAAGUAGUGAUGCAAGCAUUGGACAUAUUUGACCAAUCGUUUUAUGCAAGAAAGUGGGAUCUAUAGAGAAGCAUGAGGACUGUAGAGACCAUGUCAAUAGUAAAAUAAAGCCAAAACCCAGAAAUUUUAGACAAUUUAGAAAUCCCGGCCAGAAUGUGUACAAAUAAAAAAAAAGAAAGAAAGAAAAAGAAAAAAGAAGCAUGUAUAGUCACCCUAUUGGAAAUCUUGACCAAACUGAUAGUUUGCAGGUUCACUGUCUUUUUAACACAUUCUGUUGUGGAGCUUGAACAGAUUGUGUCUUUCCGAGUUUGAUUCAAACAUUGACUGUUUUAUGACGGUCUUGAGUCAAUAGAUUCUUUCAGCAUAAACCAAAAAGAUGGCAUCUCUACAUUCACCAGUUUAUGCUUAUGUAUAUCAAUAAUACAAAAUUGUUCAUUUCUGUACAAUGCAAACAGUAUGGACUAAUUGCACCAGAAGCUGAACUGUCUUUUUUUGUUUUGUUUUACCUGUAUAUGCAGUUAUUUAGUAGUGUGUCAUUUGUAUUUCCAUCUAUGAAGCGACAAUGAGGAAAAGAUUGAGUGUCCCAUUAAGAGACGUUUCUGCGUAAGUUUAUCUUUAGUGAUGGAACACUCCUACAACAAGGACACUUCGUAUAUACACACCUGAAUCUAGAAAUUCAGACUCAAAUGUGGUGGAGACACAGUUGAACUGAUUCUGUAUUUUUUCACUUUUUUUUGUUUUGUUUUGUUCUUGUUUCUUUAUAAUGUAAAUGUUUUUGACUCCACUGCAGCAAGUGAAAAGCACUUAAUUAGCGUGUCUGAAUUCAAACACACUAACUGUAAAGGUUUGUUUUGUUAGUUUGAGCUGUUUAAUAAAGUUUUAACAUGAUUCAUGAAGCGGAUACACGUUUU
This is a messenger RNA of Onychostoma macrolepis, 7058 nucleotides long. RefSeq names its product sortilin-related VPS10 domain containing receptor 2 (gene sorcs2). Gene Ontology annotation, cellular component: membrane. Bases 135 to 3521 code for a protein of 1128 amino acids. The transcript is spliced from 27 exons. The record is from RefSeq and is a predicted model, not a curated record. Gene Ontology annotation, molecular function: protein binding. NCBI's taxonomy places the organism in Eukaryota, Metazoa, Chordata, Actinopteri, Cypriniformes, Cyprinidae.